AUGGAUAGUGAUUUUAUAGAUGUUGAUAAUAUGAAUGGAAAUAACAAUAGCAAUGGUGGUGGUGGUGGUGUAACAGGCAAAUUAAUAACAAUUGGAAAUAACAACCACAACAAUAAUCAUCAUAACAAUCAUAAUAUUUCAGAAUUGAAUUUGGUGAACAAUGGCAAUAUUAAUGCAACGAUGGUGUCGAGUAACUACAAUGUCAACAACAGUUUUUCGAAACAAUUGGAAAUCUAUAAUUUACAAAAUAAUAAUAAUAAUAAUCCAAACAACUCAACUUCACCACAACAAGUACAACAAAUUCAACAACAACUGAGUACACAACAAAUUCAUCAACAACAACAGCAACAUCAACAAACAAUUAAAUAUACUCAACCACCACCUCCACAAAUACAACAACAGCAACAAAUACAAUAUCAAGCACCAACUCAUUAUGAAAUAAUUCAACAACAACAGCAAUCACCUAAUAUUCCAAUGGUUACACCUCCAUCUCAAUCACCACCACAACAAUCUCAACAACCAAUCUAUAGUAAUUCACACAAGGUACAACAACCACCUCCACCAACACAAACUAUUUAUGCAACUCAACAGCAGCAACAGCCACAACAACAGUCACAACAACCACCACAACAACAACAACAAUCGAAAUCAAGUAAAUCUGUAUCAAAACAACAAAAACAACAACAACAACAACAACAACAACAACAACAACAACAACAACAACAACAACAACAACAACCAAAUAAUUCAAAUAUUCCAAUAAAUCUACCCAAAUCGGUUAGAAGUGGAGAUACACUAUUAGUUGGUGCAGAAAAAGUAUAUAGUAAAUCAGUUAAAGAUAGAAAAGGUGAAGCAAGCAGCAGUGGUGGUACAACGACAACUGGUGUUAAGGUGCAACUCGAAUCCAAACAACAAGAUCGUAAAGAUCGUCAACAACUACAGCAAUAA
Messenger RNA from Heterostelium album PN500, 948 nucleotides. RefSeq names its product bromodomain-containing protein. Lineage: Eukaryota; Evosea; Eumycetozoa; Acytosteliales; Acytosteliaceae. The record is from RefSeq and is a predicted model, not a curated record. The transcript is spliced from 3 exons. The coding region runs from base 1 to 948 and encodes 315 amino acids.